Messenger RNA from Microbotryum saponariae, 1892 nucleotides. NCBI's taxonomy places the organism in Eukaryota, Fungi, Basidiomycota, Microbotryomycetes, Microbotryales, Microbotryaceae. The record is from the annotation of a GenBank genome assembly.
AUGCGCUUCGUCUCAUCUUUCGUCUCGACCGUGGCCGCGGCUGCACUGGUCUCGGCGGCCCCCGUCCGUCGUGACAACGAGCAAGACUUUUUGUCUUGUCUCGCAUCCAACCCGUCGCUCAACUUUGUCAGCUCGUCGUCGAACCCAUCGCAGUUUACCAGCUUGACAGGUGAGUUCGGGCUUGUGGCCACUUCGGAAUUGCACCGCCGACGGAAUACCGAGCUGCCAAAUCUCAAUUCGGGUGUCCUCUUCCGAUUCUUCUCACAGCUGCAUUCAACCAACGUCUCUCAUCGUCGGCAUCGGCAAUCGUGAGCCCCAACGAUGCACAAGGUGUCGCAGCAGCGGUCAAUUGCGCUCGAAACUCCAACAAACCCGUGACCGCUCGAGGCGGCGGUCACUCCUACGCGGCAUAUGGCGUAGGCAACGGCAACGCCCAAGGCCUUGUCGUCUAUCUUAGCAACUUCCAGAACAUCGCGCUGGAUCAGGACAAUUUCACGGUCAUCGUCGGCGGGGGCGCUCAUCUCGGCGACAUUGCGGUCCAGCUCGACAAAUGGGGUCUCGGUCUGGCCCACGGCGUCUGUCCCUUCGUCGGAGUUGGUGGGCACGCCGCGUUUGGUGGCUUCGGAUAUGCAUCUCGUGCCUGGGGCCUCACUCUUGAUGCGAUCACCGCCUUCGACGUCGUCUUGGCGAACGGUACCUACAUCGCGGGCCUGACAAGGGACCAAGAUCCCGAUCUCUUCUGGUCCUUGUCGGGUGCGGCGCCGAACUAUGGCAUUGUGACCGCGUACCAUUUCCUCGCACACCGGAAACCCGACAACGCAGUCCGCUUCAAGUACGACUACUCGGGAGCGUCGGCUGAGACGAUGAUACAGGCUUUCCUCGCGUACCAACAGUGGGGCAAGUCGUCUUCGCCACCCAACCUCGGCAUCACUUACGCUGUACACCCUGGAGGCUCGCUUGAGAUCUCUGGUGUCUACUACGGCAGUGGGGACGCGUUCACUCAGCUUAUGACACCGUUCGAAGCGACUUUGCCCAGCGGGGCGUCGAAAAGCAUAAACUACACGAUGUCGUGGAUCGACUCGUUACAGGCGCUCGCGGGAUCGCAAGCUUUAUCUACGCAAGGUCAGAACGAUUACGUAAGUUUGAUUCCCGGCGCAACGGUCUCAGAAGUGGAGCUCUUGGCUGAUCUUUGGUGCCCGUCUCCUAUCACAGCGAGAUUCUUUCUAUGCCAAGUCGCUCAUGACGCCCGAUUCGAAUCAGCUCAUCACUGAAGACGCCGCAAGGGCCUACUUCACCUACCUUCGAAACACGCAGACGAGUACAAUGUGGUUCGUCGAGGUCAACCUCUAUGGUGGCGUCGGCUCAGCGAUCAAUGCCGUAUCACUCGAUCAAAGCUCGUUCGCACAUCGCUCGAUGCUCUUGACCUUUCAGAUGUAUGCCUCAUCAUCGACAUACGGCAAUCCCUACCCAGAGGAAGGGUUUUCGUUUGUUUCUGGGUGAGUGGGCUCCACUAUCCAGAUCGGAUCGUCCUCGUCGUCCGUCUUCUUACACACACGACAUUUUAUGUACCUCUAGCAUGUACGACGCCCUGCUCAAUCCAAUGAAGGAUGCUUGGGGUAGCACAUACGGAUCAUAUGUCAACUAUGGUAAGUUUCGACGACUGGUAUCCCCAUUUAUGUCCAUGCACGUCCUCCUGACGACUGGUUGGCUCUUUCUUUCUUCUAUCAGCCGAUCCGGCAUUAUCCUUUGACGAGGUCAAGACGCUGUACUGGGCCUCGCAAUACGACCGACUGUCGGUCAUGCGAGCGAAAUACGACCCGACACAGGUUUUUAUGAACCCCCAAGCCAUUCAGCCGUACGACCAAGCCAAGGUCAACAAGCUGGCGGAAUGA